GAUCACCACUUGCCUAAGAUUCCUUGCAUUCAUCAAAACAUCUUCGAAUAUAAAACAAUAUUUUCAUCACUAUAAAUACCCACACUCACACCAUAUCUUCUUCACACCAAAACCUUUAACCCAUCCUUUCUCUGCUUAGCCAAACACCAAUCAUGGCAUCAAUGACCAUACUACCCUUCUUUCUCUUCCUUUCCUUUAUCACUUUCUCGUUAGCAUUAGACAUACCAAUACCAACUGGUCGUAGUAACGAUGAAGUUAUGACCAUGUACGAGGAGUGGUUGGUAAAACACCAAAAAGUGUAUAACGGGUUAGGAGAAAAAGACCAAAGAUUUCAAGUUUUUAAGGAUAAUUUAAAAUUCAUUGAUGAACACAAUGCUCAAAAUUACACUUAUAUUGUUGGGUUGAACAAGUUUGCAGAUAUAACUAAUGAGGAAUAUCGUGACAUGUAUUUGGGCACGAGGAGUGAUGCUAAACGCAGGGUUAUGAAAAAUAAGAUCACCGGUCACCGGUACGCUUAUAACUCCGGUGACCGGUUGCCGGUGCAUGUUGAUUGGAGGUUGAAAGGUGCUGUUACUCACAUCAAAGAUCAAGGAAUGUGUGGAAGUUGUUGGGCAUUUUCAACCAUAACCACGGUGGAAGCUAUAAACAAGAUAGUCACAGGGAAGCUUGUGUCUUUGUCAGAACAAGAGCUUGUAGAUUGUGACAGGGCUUUCAAUGAAGGAUGCAAUGGUGGUCUCAUGGACUAUGCAUUUGAAUUCAUAAUUGGAAAUGGUGGGAUAGAUUCAGAUCAAAACUAUCCAUACAAGGGAUUUGAGGGGAGAUGUGAUCCAACAAGAAAAAAAUCCAAGAUAGUGAGCAUUGAUGGAUAUGAGGAUGUUCCAUCAAAUAAUGAAAAUGCAUUAAAGAAAGCUGUGGCUCAUCAACCUAUUAGCGUUGCUAUUGAGGCUUCUGGAAGGGCUUUGCAGCUCUACCAAUCUGGUGUAUUUACUGGUAACUGUGGGACAAGCUUAGAUCAUGCUGUGGUGGCUGUUGGAUAUGGUUCUGAAAAUGGUGUUGAUUAUUGGUUGGUGAGGAACUCAUGGGGGACUAACUGGGGUGAAGAUGGUUACUUCAAGAUGGAACGUAAUGUGAAAAGAACUUAUACCGGAAAGUGUGGAAUCGCAAUAGAACCCUCAUACCCUGUGAAGUAUGGUCAAAACUCUGCAGUCACUAAUUCAGAUAAUGAAAAAAAUGAAGUGCUUGUUAGCAGUGCUUGAACCAACAUCAUUAUCAUUACCUCAACAAGUGCUAAAUUAAUAUGGCUAUUAGUUAAUCUUGUAUAUAGAUUAUUGCUUCAUGUGAAAGCUGCACCUCUAUGAAUUUGUACUGUGGCUUUCACUAUCUUUAAAUUUCAGUGUUUAAUAUGAAUUCAACCUGCUAGUUAUAUUUGGAUUUAUAAA
This is a messenger RNA of Vicia villosa (hairy vetch), 1439 nucleotides long. RefSeq names its product cysteine proteinase mucunain-like. Lineage: Eukaryota; Viridiplantae; Streptophyta; Magnoliopsida; Fabales; Fabaceae. Gene Ontology annotation, cellular component: lysosome. The coding region runs from base 153 to 1256 and encodes 367 amino acids. The record is from RefSeq and is a predicted model, not a curated record. The transcript has 4 exons. Gene Ontology annotation, molecular function: cysteine-type endopeptidase activity.